GUUGAUGUAGCUAAACUGUUCAUUAACGUCGGCACCGUGUAGCAUCAGAUACAGACACCUAUGCUCUGGCUUUCAUUCAUGUUAUUCAAGAAAUUAUGUUAGAUUCAGCAAGCACCUUUUAGCAGCUAGUUGGUCACUUAGAUCUUUCCAAUUUGGUAAUGUCAGUGCACUGUUACCAGUAUUUUCUUGUCCAUGGCCUAGAUUUUGGAAUCUGAAAACUGUGGGACUUUAUCAUACAUCAAGAAGGAAGAAUGGGUGCCAUCUGUUCUCUGAAUGCCACCAGUAGCUUCAUGCAGUUCUUUGAGGAAUUCUACUUUGCUGUUGCAUUUUUAUUCGAGCAAAGUACCUUAGCUUGGUGUGGUAUCUGAAUUACAAAUUAGCCUCUUCGGCAAUUGAAAUCCAUUUGCACAAUCCCUGAAGCCUGUUGCCUCGACACUGAGUUUCAAGAAAACCUGAAUCGUUGAUUGGUCACUUACACCGCGUCGGGUUUUAAGCGUCAAGAUCUGGAUAGCAUGUAACAGGAUCUUUGAUGGGUAGAACUUGGAUGGGUUUUGUUUUGUUUUGGAUUUUUUGAAGCUUAGAUGGUGAAAUGGCCCAACUGAAGAGAAAAGGGGUGUUCUUUUGGGAAAGUGGAGAACGUAUUGUGGUGGGUUUUUGCAGGCAAAGGUGAAGGUAAUUUGGCCAUUACGUGCCUUGUGGCCUACCACCAUUACAAAACUGAGCAAGUUAAGGCUAAGAAUUCUCUGCCUUACAAUUUUUUACCCACCAAAACCAAAACCAAAACCAAAACCAAAACCAUCUCUCUCUUUUCCCUCGAAACGACUCAAAGAAUCAAUGGGCACGUUCCCAAACCAUCUUCCUUUCUGAAAUGUGUCUAUAUAUAUACAUCUGUGGAUUUGUCUGUGAACUGUUUAAUCCAUCUUUAACUGCUUUUCCUUCCAAAUUCAUGGAGUCUGUUGCCUCUACUUCAUCCCCACCCCGCCGUCCCCGUCUUCACCUUACUCGAUUCAAGCCCUCCCAAGCCGUGGCUGACCGGAUCGUUCGAGCUCUCCACCAUCACCUUCGUCUUCUUCACCGCUCCGAUUCUAACUUCUUUGUGUUGGGAGCCACAGGCAACGUCUACAUUGUGUCUCUGUCCACCACCCCUUCCUGCAGUUGCCCCGAUCGGAUUACCCCGUGCAAACACAUAUUGUUCAUCUACAUUAGAGCCCUUGGUGUGUCACUCGACGACGCAUGUCUUCGGCGGAGAACGCUUCGACCAUGCCACCUGAAUCGCUUGCUUACUGCUCCCAUUAUGUUGGAAUCUGUUGCUGCAAUUGGCGUGCGUAGAGUAUUUCAUCAACGAUUCUUCCAGGUAAAAGGACGAGCUUCUGCAUCCGUCGUAGACGUAGAAGAUGGGACUACAUGUCCGGUUUGUCUGGAUGAAAUGAAGAAGGACGAUAGCGAUAGGGUCGUGGCUUGUAUGACAUGUCGAAAUGUUGUCCAUGAAGAUUGUUUCUUGAGGUGGAAACGAAGCAAGGGAAGGCGAAGUGUUAGUUGCGUAGUUUGUAGGGCAAGGUGGAGAGAUACGAGUGGCCAAGAAAAGUAUUUGAAUUUGUCUGCAUACAUCAAUGAAAUUAACAAUGAUCUCUAUAAUACUUAAAACUAAGAGAUCCAUAAUCA
Messenger RNA from Momordica charantia (bitter melon), 1662 nucleotides. NCBI's taxonomy places the organism in Eukaryota, Viridiplantae, Streptophyta, Magnoliopsida, Cucurbitales, Cucurbitaceae. The record is from RefSeq and is a predicted model, not a curated record.